GCCUGAUCCAACUUUUCAUACCACUAUCGAUCAUAAAUUAUUGUAUCACUUACUCAACAUACUCCCGCCGAAGGGUAAUAAACUGCUAUCUUUAUAACUCGGUACUACUAGUGUGGUGGGAGCAGGCUGCUAGCCGAUUGGUUGGCACUAAUCUACGUUAAGGUCUAGGUCACUAAUAUGGGCCGUGAGAAAAUAUGAACAAGGCUGAGUCAACAACCAAUCACAGCAAAGUUAACGUGGCAAAAUAUGAUUCGCAGAUAGAGAACUCUAUUUGUCAAGGAAUCCCGAAACAACCAAUCAGAAGCCUGCGUUUGUCUACCUAACUUCUGAUAAACAACCAAUCAGAUGACUGCGCUUGUCUAUAAUAAUGUAGUUGAAAUAUGUAUAAAUACGUGUUGAUUUUCAUAAUAAAACGAUCUGUUGCCUGGCCCUUGUCUUCUGUUGUUACAUUUGGUGUCGCUGCCUACCGACAAAUGAAAAGCCUAUACCCUGCAGUUUUUGAUGGAGACAUAUGGAUCUUCGGGCAGGACUUCAAGGCUUCUGCGCAGUUGAGUGGCGUUCAAGAUCUGUCAGCGAUGGAGCUGCUACUUGGGACGCUGCUGGGAGGUCGGGUGAAAGCAGCAUAUGAAAGUGUGAGCCGAAGUAUGGACGAAUGUUCGACAGGGUCAGGCAAACAGUUUCCAAAGUGGGAAGGACCAUAUAUGGUCACUUCGAGAUGGGGUUACGCAGACACAGUCGCAAUGGCGAACAAUAAGAGGCGCGUGAACGUCAGCGAGCUCCAGAAAUGGAUACAGCGAGACAAGCCAACGAUGACGCCUGCACCAAGUAGAUCAAGCCGACUUCAGUCGCACGUAUUUGACGGGGGGACGUGUGUGGUGAGAGCAGGCUGCUAGCCGAUUGGUUGGCACUAAUCUACGUUAAGGUCUAGGUCACUAAUAUGGGCCGUGAGAAAAUAUGAACAAGGCUGAGUCAACAACCAAUCACAGCAAAGUUAACGUGGCAAAAUAUGAUUCGCAGAUAGAGAACUCUAUUUGUCAAGGAAUCCCGAAACAACCAAUCAGAAGCCUGCGUUUGUCUACCUAACUUCUGAUAAACAACCAAUCAGAUGACUGC
Molecule: messenger RNA, 1113 nt
Organism: Trichobilharzia regenti
Lineage: Eukaryota; Metazoa; Platyhelminthes; Trematoda; Strigeidida; Schistosomatidae
Source: the annotation of a GenBank genome assembly